Messenger RNA from Hordeum vulgare subsp. vulgare (domesticated barley), 1158 nucleotides. RefSeq names its product putative clathrin assembly protein At4g40080. Lineage: Eukaryota; Viridiplantae; Streptophyta; Magnoliopsida; Poales; Poaceae. Gene Ontology annotation, cellular component: clathrin-coated pit; clathrin-coated vesicle. Gene Ontology annotation, molecular function: phosphatidylinositol-4,5-bisphosphate binding; clathrin heavy chain binding; SNARE binding. Bases 1 to 987 code for a protein of 328 amino acids. The record is from RefSeq and is a predicted model, not a curated record. Gene Ontology annotation, biological process: vesicle budding from membrane; clathrin coat assembly; clathrin-dependent endocytosis. The transcript has a single exon.
AUGGGUCUCAAGCUCCUGCGGCUCGCGGCGACGCUCCUCUCCCCGGGGGCCUCCGGCGCGGACGCGCAGAGCGCGGUCCUGCGGGCGACGGCGCACCACCCGUCGACGGCCCCGCCGUACGCGCACCACCUGGACGCGCUCCUCGCCUUCGGCCGCGGCUCGCGCCUCUCCGCCGCGGCGCUCGCGUCCGCGUUCACGGACCGCCUGCGCGCCGCGGCCUCCGGCAGCGGCGACGCCGCCGUGGCCCUCAAGUGCCUCGUCGCGCUCAGGGUCCUGCUCGCCCGCGGCGCCUUCAUCCUCCGCGACCAGCUCCUCGUCGCCCUCCUCCGCCACCCGGCCUCCGGCCGCAACCCGCUCGCGCUCGCCGCCUUCCCGCUGGGGCGCUCCUUCGCCGCGGCCUCCUGGGUCAGGUUCUCCGCGCGCCUGCUCGAGGUCCUCCUCCUCCUGCCGGACGCCUCCUGCGACCCCGAGUACCUCACCGCGCUGCCCAACCCGCACCUCGUCUCCGAGCUCGCCACCUUCGCCUCCGUCGCCGCCGCCGUCCGCCAGGCGCCGCCCCCUUCCUGCGCGCCGCAGGCCCACGCCCUCAUCUGGGAGGCCAUCCGGCUCGCCGAGGAGGACCGCGUCACCGCGGAGCGCAACAUCGCCGCGAGGGUCCGGGAGAUGAGCGAGCGCAUCGACACGCUCGGCCUGGCCGACGCGAUGGAGCUGGUGUGCGUGCUCAAGCGGGUGGAGGAGAGCGCCGCGUCCCCGCCGGAGUGGAAGUGGGCGGGGCUGGACGAGGCCGUCGUGGCCGACGCGCGGCGGCUGCGCGAGCGCGCCGAGGAGGUGCUGCUGCGGAGGACGGAGCAGGAUAGGCGGCUGCUGCGGAGGGACCCGGCGGGGAGCGCGUCCGCGCGCGUCCUCACGCCGGGCCGCGCUGGCGACGGCAACGCCGUCCGGUUCGGCUCCUCGCGGUGGGCAGGCACAGUUUCUUCCUGGCGGUAGGAAAUGCCGACAUCGGCAUGGGCAAUGCCUAUGCUUGCUCCACUGUCUGCAAAUUUCAAACAUUUGUUUGUUGUAGAAAGAUAGGAAACAUGUGUAAAACUCCGAGAAAUCUGAACGUUUGUUUGUUGAAGAAACUGAACGGAAUGACCCAGGCUGCUUUUUUGACCGUUU